UCCUCUCUCCUACACUCCUACUCCUAGUCCCAGUUCCUGGAAGAAACACGUUGUUUCAAAAACACGCGUUCCCUACCACUAUCAGACAUCAGUCUAUUGUAUGGUCGGAGGAAAUCAUUGUCACUCUGUAUCGAGAUAUAUUUCGUUGUAAAUUAUUCUAAUUUCUAGUAGUUUUUUGCUUGGUGAGGAAAAACAUCUCAGAAGAUGAGCAUGGACACGUAUGGAUCCAAUUCUCAACCUCUUACAUUCCUCGAUACCGAAGAAUCGGAUCUGAUCGGAGCUGAUACUCAAGGUUCUGAUUUCGAGUUUACCGAAUUCACCUUACCAUCUCAAAGUCAGACGCAAUUUUCGCAAGAUGAAUCAACGCCUGGGCAAUUACACUUGAACAGUAAACUGAACGAAGAUGUGAAAAAUGACGGCGUAUCAGCGGUAAGCGAUAAAUUAGCUGAGCUACAGUUCGAAGAAGACGAAGAAGAUGCGUUUUGUAAUAAAGAGUUACCGGCAUUCGCUUGUAAAUAUUGCGCCAUUCAUGAUCCUAGUUGCGUCGUAAUGUGUAACAUAUGUAAAAAAUGGUUUUGCAAUGGUCGCGGAAAUACUAACGGAUCGCAUAUUGUUAACCAUUUAGUUCGAGCGAAGCAUAAGGAGGUAACUCUUCAUAAAGAUGGUCCUUUGGGAGAAACCGUCCUGGAAUGUUACGUUUGCGGUAUGCGAAAUGCCUUCCUUUUAGGGUUCGUACCUGCUAAGGCGGAUUCUGUCGUGGUGCUUCUUUGUCGACUACCUUGCGCUGCUCAAAGUUCUCUCAAAGAUAUGGACUGGGAUCCGGAUCAAUGGAAACCAUUGGUAGAAAAUCGAUGUUUCUUACCGUGGCUGGUUAAACUACCUGCCGAGAAAGAUCAACUCAGAGCUCGUCAAGUAACAUCGGUUCAAAUAUCCAAACUAGAAGAACUCUGGAAAGAUGACAUUGAUGCUACAAUCACCGAUUUAGAACAACCAGGAAUCGACGUCGAACCUCUAAGAGUGCUUUUAAGGUAUGAUGAUGCAUUUCAAUAUCAGAACAUUUUCGGUCCGUUGGUUAAAUUGGAAGCUGACUACGAUAAGCGAUUGAAGGAAUCCCAAACUCAGGAUAAUAUCACCGUUCGUUGGGAAGUUUUGUUGAAUAAGAAAGUGGCCGCUUACUUUAAUGUAGCUACUGACGGAGAAAUGAAAUUAAUGCACGGCGAUGAGCUGAGAUUACGAUAUAUGGGAGAAGUAAACAAGCCUUGGUCUGGAGUUGGUCAUGUUAUCAAGAUACCGGAUAAUUACGGAGAAGAAGUUUGCUUAGAGAUGAAAGCUAUCCAAGUAAUACCACCUUUCGAAUCUACUAGUAAAUUCGUGGUAGAUUUUAUCUGGAAAUCAACGUCAUUCGAUAGAAUGCAACAAGCUAUGAAGAAAUUUGCUAUUGACGACACUUCUGUAUCCCCUUAUAUUUCUUAUCGUUUGCUCGGGCACGACGUCGAUGACGUAUUAUUCAGAUCGCAAGGUUCUAAAGACUAUUCAGCUCCUAAUUUACCGGAAUUGAAUCGAUCACAAAAAUUUGCUGUAAAACAAGCGAUUCAAAGACCCUUGUCUUUAAUUCAAGGACCUCCUGGUACAGGAAAAACCGUCACUUCGGCGACUAUUGUUUACCACCUGGUGAAAUUGAACAUCGGACCUGUGUUAGUUUGUGCUCCUUCAAACACAGCCGUCGAUCAGUUGACGGAGAAAAUCCAUAAGACUAAUUUAAAGGUUGUAAGAGUUAUGCCCAAAUCCAGAGAAGGAAUCGAUUCAUCGGUUGCUUUCUUAGCUUUACAUAAUCAGCUCAAGAAUUUAGAUAGGUACUCCGAAUUGAAGAAGUUACAACAACUUAGACAAGAAACUGGCGAACUUUCUGCGGAAGAUGACAAAAGAUAUAGAGUGUUGAAGAAAUCCGCCGAACGUGAGCUACUCGAAGCUGCUGAUGUAAUUUGCUGCACUUGUGUCGGCGCUGGAGAUCCACGUCUAGCGCGUAUGAAGUUUAAUUCUGUCUUGAUCGACGAAUGUAUGCAAGCUACCGAACCGGAGUGUAUGAUUCCAAUGGUAUUGGGAUCGAAACAGCUCAUUUUGGUUGGAGAUCAUUUCCAGCUUGGUCCAGUCGUUAUGUGCAAGGAAGCUUCGAGAGCUGGUCUUGAUCAGUCGUUGUUUCAACGUUUGGUUGUACUUGGCAUCAAACCGUACCUUUUACAAGUUCAGUAUCGUAUGCAUCCGGUAUUAUCGCGAUUCCCGUCUAAUUCCUUCUACGAAGGCUUCUUGCAAAAUGGUGUUUGUGCCGAGCAAAAAAAACUACCAAAAAUCGAGUUUCCUUGGCCAGUUCCGGAUAAACCUAUGAUGUUUUACGUAACCCAAGGUACCGAAGAAAUCGCCGGAUCCGGUACAUCGUAUUUGAAUCGAACUGAAGCAUCCAUCGUUGAAAAAAUAACCACCAGAUUCUUACGUUGCGGUGUGAAACCCGAACAGAUCGGUAUUAUUACACCGUACGAAGGGCAGAGAGCAUAUUUGGUGCAAUGUAUGCAGUAUCAAGGAGAAAUAAACCCCUCGUUGUACCAAAAGAUCGAAGUAGCCAGCGUAGAUGCGUUCCAAGGUCGUGAGAAAGAUAUCAUCAUCGUGUCCUGCGUACGUUCCAACGACCAUCAAGGGAUCGGGUUUUUGAACGAUCCGCGACGGUUGAACGUUGCCUUAACCAGAGCAAAGUAUGGUCUUAUCGUGGUCGGAAAUCCCAAAGUUUUGUCCAAACAAAACUUAUGGAAUCAUUUACUCCAUUUCUACAAAGAAGAGAAUGUGCUGGUAGAAGGACCACUAAAUAAUUUAAAAGAAAGCGCUAUCCCGCUCCCUAAAAAAAAACCGCUUUUGAACUCGAUAAAUCCUGGAUGUCAUUUUAUGUCUAAUACCGUCUACGAUGCCAAAGAAGUCAUGGUACCUGGAAGUGUAUACGAUAGAUCCGGCGGCCGUCCUAAUGCCGCUGUUCAUCUUCCGCCACCUCCUCCUCAUCCAUACUUCGCUCAGCCUGGUUUAGACAUGUUCCCUCAUGCUCACGAUCCCAUGACUUACAUCUCGCCGGAAAGAGCGCAAGCCAUGUCCAAUUUGCCGGUACCUUUUAAUAUGAUUUAUAAUUUGAAUCCGAUCCCGCCGCCAAGAUUCUACAAUCAGCAGCCUAUUCAGAUGCGUCAAAAGAACGUUCGCAGACCAUUGAUGAUCGGUGACAAGAAAAAUCCGAAAGGUGGCAGGAACUCGAGAUUUAUGCCAAAGGGUCUGAGCCAAGAGGUAACCCAACCGUACAGUCAGAACAUGUCGCAGAACAUGUCGCAGCCCGGAUUUAGUCUUUCGCAAACGGGACUAUCUCAACCGGAGUUAUCGCAGGAUAGUUACGUGAUCGGCGAAUUCCAUUCGCAGACCGAUGGUAUUCUGUCGCAAGAUUCGUCCUACCAGAUUGACCAAACUACCUCGUUUCAUUCGGCUCGGCAGAACCAUGAUUUUUCUCAGGGUUAUUAACUUGGAAACAAAACACGCGUCAUCGAAGAAAUAGAAACGACUAACGCAGCUGCUAGGAAUGCGGUCGAGUGCUCUUGAUAACGGACUGUUACGUACGAUACACGAUUCUUCGAAGACUAUGCACAAGAAGAAGCGUGUUGAUAUACCAAUCGCGCGAAAUGGAAAUGCUACGCUGUAGUUUGGUUUUAUGUUGUUUUUCUCUCAUUCGGUUAUUUUUUUCUUCCUUUUUUGGAGUUUUUUGACCAACACAAGACGUUGUAUCAUUAAUUUUCAUCGCAGGGAAACUUCUACGGAACGGAGCAAAAAAAAGUGCAGUAAAAAAACUAAUACGUUUUAAUGUUAUUUUAUAUCAACCAAACGUAAAUUGAAAAGGUCUUAAUUUGCCUCUUUUGUUCGAAACGCGUUUGAAAAAUACCACGACUACGUCAACGCUCACGUGUAAUGGAAAAUAAGCGCAGAUUUACUAAAUUUUACUCGUAUUCGAUCGGAUUACUUUUUCUUUUAUUUUUGGGCCCCUUAUUUUCAUCCGAUGUGAAACAUGAAAGCAACGUUGGCUUCUAAAUCGAUGAUUCGUGUUGAGAAAUGGGGGUUUAAAUGGUGGAUUACGUUGAUUUUAAAAAAUACGAAGGUUUUAUUUGGUCAGCUUAUUAUAAAAAGUUUAUUUCUCGUCAUUUUAAAUCUUCUAUAUUUUCGUUGCGGUAUGCGGUAGAAAUUAAUUCUGGAGUGAAUAGAAGUAGGACGUGGUUAGUUGGUUACUUUACUACAUGUGCAAGGUAGUUAAUUAUAACGAUGCAGUUUCAAUUUAUCGCAUGUUUUACUAUUGUGUAACUGUUGAGAGUUUUUUUCCUUUAAAAAAAAUCUAAAAUAUAUAGAUUAUAAUAUCUUUUAACUCGA
Messenger RNA from Planococcus citri (citrus mealybug), 4437 nucleotides. Its product is annotated as regulator of nonsense transcripts 1-like. Gene Ontology annotation, molecular function: ATP binding; DNA binding; hydrolase activity. NCBI's taxonomy places the organism in Eukaryota, Metazoa, Arthropoda, Insecta, Hemiptera, Pseudococcidae. Gene Ontology annotation, cellular component: cytoplasm. The transcript is spliced from 19 exons. The record is from RefSeq and is a predicted model, not a curated record. Bases 205 to 3543 code for a protein of 1112 amino acids. Gene Ontology annotation, biological process: nuclear-transcribed mRNA catabolic process, nonsense-mediated decay.